ACUCCGCAACAGCCGACCCAUCUUCAUCACCACUUCUUAUUCCUGGAGAGCUUUUCUUUCUUUCUUUCUUUAUAGUGAGACGAUGCAGACCCUCGGCUGAACGUCUGGAGCUGAGUAAGAGCACGAGCCUCUCCGAAGACGAUUCUAUCUGGAAGGUAGGAAGAUGUGGCGCGUGUUCAUGCGCGAGCUGGUGCACGCGGUGGCGUGCGUGCUGCUGGUGUGGUGCCCCAGUGGAGGAGAGGCUCUGGCCGGCUCGUGCGAGGCGGUGCGCAUCCCGCUGUGCAGCCCGAUGCCGUGGAACAUGACCAAGAUGCCCAACCACCUGCACCACAGCACGCAGGCGAACGCCAUCCUGGCCAUCGAGCAGUACGAGGCGCUGCUGGGGACCGGCUGCAGCGCGGACCUGCUCUUCUUCCUGUGCGCCAUGUACGCGCCCAUCUGCACCAUCAGCUUCCAGCGCGACCCCAUCAAGCCGUGCAAGUCCGUGUGCGAGCGCGCCAAGUCGGGCUGCGAGCCCGUGCUCAAGAAGUACAACCACUCGUGGCCCGAGAGCCUGGCGUGCGACGAGCUGCCGGUGUACGACCGCGCGGUCUGCAUCUCACCUGAAGCCAUCGUUAAAGCCGAUCCGUCAGAUAAUUCUUACUUUCAAGACCCAUCAAUAUGCAGCCCUGAAAUGAACCCUGACUUCGAGAUAGAGGUGAACAGUGGCAACUGUCAAGGAGUCAGUGAUUGCAAGUGCAAGAAUUUAAAAAUUUGCCAAAAGACCUACAUAAAGAACAAUUACAAUUAUGUAAUACGUGCACGGGUGAAAGAGAUAAAAAGCCGCAGUCACGACCUCAGUGCUGUGGUGGAAGUGAAGGAUGUGCUGAAGUCGUCUCUGGUUCACAUUCCUCGAGAUACGGUGACACUGCACUAUAGCUCUGGGUGUCUUUGUCCCGUACUCAGGCCCAAUGAGGAGUACAUCAUCAUGGGAUACGAGAACGAGGAACGAUCACGAUUGCUUCUUAUUGAAGGGUCCAUUGCCCAGAAAUGGAAAGAUCGAGUUGGACGCAAAGUGAAGCGCUGGAAUACGCUCCCUAGCAAAAAUAAUAAACCGGAAAUGGACAGACGCCCUCGACCCUGACCACAUCGGGCCGAUCCCGAACACACAGGAGUAUCGGAGGAACCUGAAAGAAAUUGCACUAAUGCACGUUCAUCUUAAUGUGUAAGGAGUUGUAGCAGAGAUGUUUUUAGUUGUUGCUUUGUAAUAUAAUUUUUUUUUAACAAUAUCUCUCUCUCUUUUUUUUUUUUUUUUUUUUAAUUUGCCUUUGCACGAACAAAAUGUUCAUUUCAACAUUGCUGCAUAUGUGUGUUUUUGUGUGGACUUUUUUUGGCGGGGGGGGGAGGGGGGGGCUAAGGGACUUGAUUCAUGAUUGUGCUGGAAUGGAAGAUGAUGGGAAGUCAAUGAGGCAUGAGGGAGCUUAUACAAGAGCAGAUGACUGUUUUCAAGGAGCAGGAAAAUGAGAAACAGCGUUUGGACACGACGCAGCGCGCCCUCGAGCCUUCUACGUGAACGCGCAUCUGUCCUGAAGCUUCCCUGAUGCUGGAUGUAAAACUAAACGGAGGGAGGAUGUGUCACUUGGCAUGUGACACAAACGCAAGGACAUAACUGAAUCGCUGAAAUGAUUUCAUUGCAUCAGUGACAGAGACAAAAAUGUUGAGCAUUGAUGAAUUACAUUCAUUUAAAUGGAAUUUAUACAUAAAUAUAUAUAUAUUUUUUCCUGCAUAAUAUCGCUGUAGUUCUGGUUUUGUAACUUUUAGGCACACAGUUGAUACUCAUCAUCGUUAGAAUGCCGUUUAUGAACGAAUGCAUAAUACAUAGCAUGAAUGCCAUAGUUCAUUAAAGACAGCUGUUUUUAUAUCAGCCUGAUUGAUACAAGAUGAUUUAGCCUUGCUCAAACCAUUACUCAACUUUUCUGUUAUCACAUUUACAUUCGCUAUUAAACAUAUCGCACUGGUGAACUGA
This is a messenger RNA of Clarias gariepinus (North African catfish), 2005 nucleotides long. It is a transcript of the gene frzb, whose product is annotated as frizzled related protein. Gene Ontology annotation, cellular component: cytoplasm. The transcript is spliced from 7 exons. The coding region runs from base 164 to 1123 and encodes 319 amino acids. Gene Ontology annotation, biological process: non-canonical Wnt signaling pathway; canonical Wnt signaling pathway. The record is from RefSeq and is a predicted model, not a curated record. NCBI's taxonomy places the organism in Eukaryota, Metazoa, Chordata, Actinopteri, Siluriformes, Clariidae. Gene Ontology annotation, molecular function: Wnt-protein binding.